ACACACACACAGACAAACACAAACACACGCACGCACACACUCAGUCCACAGAGCAGUGGAUGAUCUGAUUUCACCGCAGAACAACCUCUGAUCUGAUUUCUAAAAGCUGCAUCGGGAAAAACCAUGAAGAUCGACUAAGGAGAAAAAAGGGAGGAAGAAGACGUAAACAUAAUCAGGAGUAAAUCCUUCAGGAAUAAGAGAUGUGACAAGUCAGCGGUUCACCUCCUGCUCAGAUCCUUUAAGAUGCACUCUGUGAAGUCUUCCAUCGCGGCUGCCUAAAGCCUCAGGGGUUCAGAAAGCAAUAUGGCCCCAGCCCUGCCCAAAAUCCUGAAAGAUGGCCACGGCAUCCACCUGUCCUCACCUCCUUCCUCUGUCAGAGGGGAGUCCAGUAGGGGAGCCGUGCACAGGACUGAGCUGGAUCCUCACGUGAGGCCCACAGAGGACUGUGACCCCCAGAUGUGGCUGAACCUCCCCUUCUGUCCCUCUCUGGACCCCUGCCUGCCAGCGAGACCCCUGAAGGUCCUUGCCAACCCUGUGCUUCCCCCAUGUCUGGAGGCGUCUUCCAGCCAGCGUGAGUCGGCGGUCCUCUCCAGCUCAGCUUCUCUCCUCGGAUUCCGCUCCUUUAAUGAAGAUCUGAGAGAUUCUCAUCAGGUGGUCUCUGUCCUACCAGGUGUACCAGACAUGUUUUUAGGCCCUGUCCCUGAGCACAAUAGCCAAGAGGCUUGUUUGCUGCAUGGCCACGGUGCUGCUCAUGAAUGUGGGCCAGAUGGUGGUGAUGUGCACCGCUCCCCUUUCACACUGACUAGUGUUUCUCAAUCAGAUUUCUCUGGGGAGAUUAAGUCUCAGGACUGGGCUCCCUUUUUUCCACCAUCACCGACACUGACACAGGAGAGAGCAGCCACAGUGGACUGUGCUCCUCUAGCUUCAGAGCAGUCUUGCAGUGGCAGCUUGAACUUUGACCCGAUGGUACCCAGAGCUGCGCUGGAGAAGGCCACGAAGGAGCAGCUCUCUAGGCAGGAAGACUUGCAAGGCAAAGCUUGGAGGCUGCAGAAGAGACUGCAGGCCCUGCUCGGAGAACACGCUUUGCGACACUGCAACCAGCAGCUGGAGGGGCUGGAACGGCACAUUCAUCUUGGGGAUGGACUUAACGACAGCCUGGACUCCAGCCAUCUUGGUAUGGUACCUCCACAAGCGGGUGGGAAUCCCAAUCUGUCUUCACUGGAGUCGUCCACGGCGUCAUCUUCCUUCACAGAGCACAGAGAGUUGAGCCGCUCCAGCCAGGCCGUGCUGAGAGGCCUGCAGGAGGCCUUGGACUCGGAGGCCACAGCCAGCAGCAGCUCAGACAAUGAGGUGGAGGAGGAGAAGAGUCUCAAAACCACAUCAUCACGUGUCAGCAGCAGCAGCAGAUGUGAAAGGCGAUGGCUGGAAGAGAGAGCGGAGCUGGGCAGCAGAUGGAGCUGGCUGCAGCUGCGUCUGUCCGAGCUGGAGGGGAGGAUACAGCCACUGGAGGAGCUCCACAAGCAUUUCCGCUCGUCCAAAGGUGGUGUGGUGCUUGCAGCGUCCCAGCCGCUGACCGACAGGCAGAUUCAGCAGACCCUUCUGAAGGAAGCUGAAGGGUUAUGCUGCACAGCCUCAGAUGCUGACACUGAAACUUGCAGCCCCACACACCUUCUGCACAGCAUACAGAGGCAGAGCGCCGAGCUCAGCCAGAUCGUCAGAAGUCUGAUGCCUCCUCUCAGCUUUUCACCGCUCUCUAAACAAGCACAGACCUGUAAAGACAAGAGAUCCUUCACCAGUGGUCAGAGAGAAGAUGAUGCUUUUCUGCCCGGCAGCUCUAAGAGACAGAGACUGGCGACCACAAGGCGGUACAAGACUGAUCCGGGGGUUUGUGCCCGAACCCGGCCUCUGGUCUCCUACCACAAGCCCAAACUGUUCGCUUUCAACACACACGACUCCAGCAGUUCACAGGAGCUGGGGAUGUCCACAUCCACACUCAGCUCUUCACUCUCUUCAUCUUCCCAUGCAUGCUGCUCCUCUUCCGCUGUCCUGUGUUCUGAUGCGGACUGCAGUUCCAGCAGCUCGGCCCUGACCUCCAGGAGAAAGAGCUCCAGACCUCACUGUGCGAUGUCUCUUUCCUUUGGCACUCCUACGGCCCACCCCCCACAGAGAGCCCUCGCUCGAGAAGAAUGGUCCCAGUCGCCCACUCCAGUACACUUCAAGAGACGCACCUCCACGCCACUGCACUACGAUUAUAAAGAUGUCCUGUACCGGCCAUGUGAGCCGGAGGGAAGAUCAGACGAAGUGCUGGAAGAGAGCUACACACAGUUUCCACGCAAGCGGGACUCUAAAAGCUCUGUUCGCAAACGUCAGAGAGAGAGUGUUUACAACAUCAACAACAUUGUCAUCCCCAUGUUACAUACCAAAGUGGAGAAGCUGCAGUACAAAGAAAUCCUCACACCGCGGUGGCGGCUGUUGUCCAGCCAGUCUCCGAGAGAGAAAGAGACAGAGAGCAAGGAGGACAGUGAGGAAGCACAGGUUGAGGAUCUCAGCGAUGAAGCCUUUGCUCAGAGGCACGCGGCUUUGGAGAAGAAAGAGAAACUGCGCCGGUCUUCGUGGGGAAAGACAAAAUGCUUCAGGCAUCCUACAAGAUCUGGCAGCAGGCUGUCAGGCGGUGGGGGCGGGGUGCUCACAUCAGGAGAGGAGAGCUCUGCGGAGUGGAGCGGUGCUCAGCUGGAAACAGACGAACAGCCGAGCUCGGAGGAGUGGAUGCCUGUGACACCGUGGGAACGACGAGUGUUUCCUCUGGACGAGGAUGAGGAAAAAGCCCUUCUCUCUGACAGUUCAGUGUGCUCAAAUUCUGGUUAUCGAUCCGCAUCGAAGAACUCCAACUCCCAGCUCUCCCCAGCAGAAUCUUCAGGUGCUACACUGCCCUCUGGUGAACAAAGCAGCAGCAUUACACCUUAAGGUCGCUGAGGAAGCAGUACCUUAACCCUUUUUAUUAUUGCCUCAUAUCUGGGAACGGGAGGAGAAAACGUGCCCUGGGAGCCUUGUUUUUUGAUACUAAAUACAUUCGAUUUGUAUAGUGAUCUGAUGUCAUUAGAUAAAUACUUUAAGUAAAAGCUUUUAUUUUGUGAAUAUUGUAACACGUGUUCUUGUAACUGUAGCUCCUGCUACACUUUCAGGUUUUAAUGUAAAGAAAUGUAUACCAGCACAACUUCCCUGUAGUCUCAGGUGUGUGUACUGUUUGUAGUUGUUACCUGCUAUUUAUUUACACUGUUGUCUUAACAGGUCUGUAUAUAAAGACUUAAAUAUAUACAUAUGUCAACCUUCA
Limanda limanda (common dab) is the source of this 3331-nucleotide messenger RNA. It is a transcript of the gene kansl1l, whose product is annotated as KAT8 regulatory NSL complex subunit 1-like. The transcript is spliced from 15 exons. Gene Ontology annotation, molecular function: histone acetyltransferase binding. NCBI's taxonomy places the organism in Eukaryota, Metazoa, Chordata, Actinopteri, Pleuronectiformes, Pleuronectidae. Bases 304 to 2964 code for a protein of 886 amino acids. The record is from RefSeq and is a predicted model, not a curated record. Gene Ontology annotation, cellular component: NSL complex.